Molecule: messenger RNA, 5922 nt
Organism: Polypterus senegalus (gray bichir)
Lineage: Eukaryota; Metazoa; Chordata; Cladistia; Polypteriformes; Polypteridae
Gene: kdm4aa
Product: lysine (K)-specific demethylase 4A, genome duplicate a
Exons: 22
Coding region: 219-3443 (1074 amino acids)
Biological process (GO): chromatin remodeling
Cellular component (GO): nucleus
Molecular function (GO): histone H3K36 demethylase activity; histone H3K9 demethylase activity
Source: RefSeq, a predicted model, not a curated record
CUGACAUCCAAUUGGGCCGCGGCGCACACGACACGACAUCUCCGAACGAGUGGCUGGUAAACAAGCUCAGAGAGCGCAUGCGUGUAGUAAGUAAUGGACGCUUCUCCGCUCGAGAGUCGAAUGUUCAUUUAAUAUUCGUCGAUAAAGACGCGAAAUCCUGUCGUCAUAGUGGCUUAUUUACUGAACAACUAAGGGAAAACUAAUAAAAUUCUGAAAGAAUGGCGUCUGACUCAGGAUCCCAGAAUUCCAGUUGCCGGAUAAUGACAUUUUACCCAACUAAGGAGGAGUUCCAAAAUUUCAUCCGUUACAUGGCCUAUAUAGAAUCACAGGGUGCCCAUAAAGCUGGCCUGGCUAAGAUUGUCCCCCCUAAGGAUUGGAAACCAAGAAAAUGUUAUGAUGAUAUUGAUGAGUUGGUCAUUCCAGCUCCAAUUCAGCAGGUUGUUACAGGACAAUCUGGUCUUUUUACACAGUAUAACAUUCAAAAGAAGCCAAUGACAGUAAGAGAAUUUCGAAAGAUUGCAAACAGUGACAAAUAUUGCAAUCCACGGUAUGAUGAUUUUGAAGAGCUUGAACGUAAAUACUGGAAAAACCUUACUUUCAACCCUCCAAUAUAUGGUGCUGAUGUAAAUGGGACACUGUAUGAUCCAGACAUCAAUGAAUGGAACAUUGGACAUUUAAAUACAAUUCUAGAUACGGUGGAAAAAGAGAGUGGAAUUACUAUUGAAGGCGUCAACACACCAUAUCUUUACUUUGGCAUGUGGAAGACAACGUUUGCUUGGCAUACUGAAGACAUGGACCUUUACAGUAUAAAUUAUUUGCACUUUGGAGAGCCUAAGUCAUGGUACACUGUUCCUCCAGAACAUGGUAAAAGAUUAGAACGUCUGGCUAAAGGUUUUUUCCCCGGAAGCUCACAAAACUGCGAAGCUUUUCUGAGGCACAAAAUGACACUUAUCUCACCAUCUAUUUUAAAGAAGUAUGGAAUUCCUUUUGAUAAGAUCACUCAGGAGGCUGGAGAAUUUAUGAUCACAUUUCCUUACGGUUAUCAUGCUGGUUUUAACCAUGGCUUCAAUUGUGCAGAAUCAACCAAUUUUGCAACUAGACGAUGGAUUGAAUAUGGAAAACAGGCAAUCCUGUGCUCCUGUCGUAAGGAUAUGGUGAAAAUUUCUAUGGACGUAUUUGUAAGGAAAUUCCAACCUGAGCGCUACAAGCUAUGGAAAGCUGGAAAAGACAAUCCUGUCAUUGAUCACUCACUACCCACCCCAGAAGCAGCCGAGUUUAUGAAAGAGGAUUUAGGUAACGAUGAACAUCUGAAUUCCAUUACAAGCUGUACAGAGGAAUCAAAAGAAACAGAUACUGGUAAAAAGAGUGUUUCCAAGCACAGAAUUGGGACAAAAAGACAUAGAGUGUGUUUAGAAGUCCCUCAGGAGUUACUGCCCAAAGAAGAAUUUGGAUCACUACAGUGUGAACCAGCUGUACCCAAAGAGAUGGAUAUAAUAUUAAGUCAUCAGGACAAUCCCACAGAAGUGGACUGUGAUGAAGAUAAUUGCAUAAAAGACUCUUGUAAAACCGAAAACAUACAAGAGGAGGAUAUAGUAAAGCUGAAGAAUGAGAACAGUGUCCAAAACAUUGACACUAAAGAACUGAUUGUUCCCUCCGAAGUUUCAGAGUACCAUUUUCCACUUGGUGACACCCCCAAAGAAUGUGAUACUACAAUGCCCAUCUUUACUGAAGGAAUGUUGACACUCCUAUCAGAAAAAUGCAAGAAAAUGUCAGAAAAUAACACUCCCUUUCUUCAGAACCUAUCGACUGAAGAGACUCCUGAUAUGACACCUAAGCCUUCUCUUUCUAUAAAUAUUACCUCAAUUUCAACUGACUCCAUAAUUGGCCAAAGUUAUACCAAGGAGGAAUGUGAAGAAUCUGGUGAAGACAACAUAGCUAAAAGUAAGGAGUCCAGUAUUUUAACCAGUGUCCAUACUCCAGACAUGGAAGAGAUUGAUGAAGAAGACACCUGUUCUGUAACUGAGAAUAAGAUUAUUAAAAGCAAACGUCAGCCCUUGAGUAAACUGCCGCGGCAUCACCCCCUAAUCAAAGACUGCUUUAGCGAUGAAGAAAUGCAAGAGCAAGUAAUUUUGGAGGAGGAUAUCAGUGAUUCUGAACCUUGGACAAAAUCUCUUGCUAAUCUUUGGCAGACACGCCCUCACAAUUUACAAGCAGAGCGGGAGUAUAAUGAAAAUAUGGGCUUACAAUCCCCAUACUGUGCUGUGUGCAUGAUUUUCCAAACUUUUCAACAGCUUGAAUGCAAAAGCAAUUGUCAAAGCCACAAGAAAGACUCAGAGGGAGGACUAAGAACAAAACCACUUAUACCUGAAAUGUGCUUUGCCAGUAAUGAGGAUAGCAGUGAGUUUAAUUUCUCUGCACCAUACCUUGAGGAAGAUGGAACCAGCCUGUUGAUUAGCUGUUCAAAUUGUUUAGUACGGGUUCAUACAAGUUGUUAUGGUGUUACUCCUGAAAAAAUCUUUAAGAACUGGAUAUGUGCCCGGUGUGAAGCAAAUGCUAUGACAGAGGGCUGCUGCUUGUGUUCCUUGAGGGGAGGAGCCUUGCAGCGAGCAAACAAUGACAAGUGGGUGCACGUCCUCUGUGCAGUUGCAGUUUUGGAAGCUCGAUUUGUGAAUAUUGCUGACAGAAGUCCUGUGGAUCUCAGUGGAAUACCAUUGCAGAGGUUCAAACUGAAAUGUUACUACUGCAAAAAGCGUGUGAAGAGAACUGCAGGAUGCUGUGUACAGUGUUCACAUGGUCGCUGCCCAACAUCUUUCCAUGCUACUUGUGCACAAGCAGCAGGUGUGCUAAUGCAGCCUGAUGAUUGGCCAUUUGUUGUAUUUAUCACAUGUUACCGUCACAAAGGAUCCAUUACUACACAACGCAAUAAGGCAAUCAUGCAAGAAUUGUCAGUAGGACAGAAAGUUAUCUGUAAACACAAAAAUGGCCGAUAUUACCAAUGUGAAGUUGUCAAGCUUACAAAGGAAACAUUUUAUGAGGUUAACUUUGAUGAUGGUUCCUUCAGUGACAACCUUUUUCCAGAGGAUAUUGUGAGUCGUGAUUGUGUACAUCUAGGACCCCCUGAAGAAGGUGAAGUAGUCCAAGUAAGAUGGACAGAUGGUUUAGUGUAUGGUGCUAAAUUUGUCGCAGCACAUGUCAUUCAAAUGUACCAGGUGGAGUUCGAAGAUGGAUCACAACUAUCAGUCAAGCGAGAUGAUGUUUAUACUCUAGAAGAAGAAUUACCUAAACGAGUCAAAACAAGAUUGUCAUUUGCCUCAGACAUGCGAUUUGAUGGGAUAUUUGCAGAUAAAGAAUUUAAGCAAGAAACCAAGCGGCAGCGUGUUAUAAACUCAAGGUAUCGAGGUGACUAUAUAGAACCUGUAGUUUACCGAGCCAUAAUGGAGUAAAACUGUUACUCCCAAAAGAAGAAACUUGAUGCCAGAAUUUGUCCACAAAUACAGAGCCCAAGAAUGGGUUGCCUUCUUAAUUUAAAUUAUUUGCUUUAAUGUGUUGAAGGACUUGAACAAAAAUAAGCAAAAGAAAAAAAAAACUCUACUUUUGUGACAUGUACUAAUACAGUAGUAUUGGCCAGCAUUUAAAAACAAAUAGCUGUACAGAAGUAAAAGCUCAUCAUAUACCCUUUUGCCCUUGGCUUCCUCUUGAAGUGUUCUGUAACUGGGAUAUCUGCAGCCACUGAACUUUUUCAUGUUUUUCUCAUGGUAGAAUAGACUUGUUCACACAUCUUGAAACAGAACAUAUCAAUUGUGGUUUUGAAUGAGAGACUUGCAUCACAAGAGAAAACCAGAAAAAGCAAAACUCUGCUUUCUACUGAAAGAGAAAACAUAAAGAAGAAUGCAACAUAUUUGGAGAAUGCUUCAAUGUGUAGUUAAAAGGAAAACAAAAGUGCCAUUCUUAAACGUUUUGGAGUCCGCUUCUUUCUAUGCAGAUUCAAAGAUUUUUAUCAUCCUGGGGGCUUUCAGCCUGAUAGUGUUAAGUAACAUUCAUUCUAAGAACAUUCAAUAAAAUUUUAUUUCUGGUCAGCAGAUGGUGCUCUUGAAAUGUUGGCCUGUACCGAAACCUGGAAAUCUUUAAGUAAAACUGUACAGGUUCACUUGUGAAAAAUGUACUGGUAGUGUUCAUGAGUCAGUAUGUUUGGUUUUAUAUGUUUCACCAGUUUUUUUUUUUUGUUUUUUUUUUUGUGCUGUUUCCAUUUUUAGACAAAAAUGCAAACAUUUGGUUCUUAUUUUCUUACUUGGAACUUGUACAUCAAAUCAUUUGAUUAAAUUUAUUUAACUUUGGUUUAAACAUGUUGCUGAAGUAGCUUACUGGUAAAACUCCAAAAUUUAUGUAUGUAUAUAUUUAUAAUAUUUGUUAUCAGAAAUGGGUUUUGUAUAUGAACUUGAUUAUCAUUAUUGUUUGUGUCCUGCCUGCUUCCCUGCAUAUGUGUAAGUUCAAAGCUUCAAUAGUCCAUAUUGAAAAUGCUCUUAAAAAAAAAAAAGUGCAUCCGUGGUGGAGAAUGCCUUUUUUGAAAAUGAGACCCUUCAAAGUGCACUGUCAUUUUUAGCACUUAAACUGAGUGUAGUGAAACAGUUUUGUGUAGAAGUUAAGGGGUAUGUAUUUCUGCAAACUAUUUCAGUGGGUACUCAGUUUUCCUACAUCAUCAUUUAACUGUGUCCUUAAAAUAUCCAUUCAUUUGUUUAUGACAUUUAGGUAACAUGAGGUGUUUGUUAGUCUUUCAGGUGCACUUGUCACCCACCAACAUUGUUUUUAUAUUCAUAUGAUAUAUGUUGCAAUGUCUCAAAUACUAAAUUGUAUAUAUUUAUUUAACUUGUUAAAUAACUGAGCAAUCUUUUCCCAGCACCAUAUCGUGUCUUUCCUCUUUAAAAAGCAGUAUUGUUGGCAGUUUUAUAAUGUUAUUUAAAAUUUGCUGAUAUUAAGUCUUCAUAAGUGCAGCUUUACAUCACUUCUUCAGUUGUGUAAAAAUCAGCUGUGACCAGAGGACAAUAACAUUGUUUCAUAAAAUAUGGACUGAUAGCAAUAUGAUUAUGAUUUUUCUUGAUUUUUGAUGAGUAUAAUUCAUUGGCGUCAAUGCCUCCACUGUGUUAUACCUGCAAACCUUAAUACAGUCCUUAUGGGUAAAAACAUAUUUGAUUGACCUUUGGUUUUAUAGCACAAAUACCUGAUGAUUAAGCACACCUUUGUUUGUGUAAAGUAACACAAUGCCAUUGGAAUUAGAAUUCAUACUUGUAAGGGCGCAUUCUUAGAUUGUAAUGUGGCAUAUUUGAUAAUGAACAAAUAUUAGUUAAAUAUUGGUUGUGAAACUUGGUGUUGGUGAAUUUGAAAAUAGAAGAAUUUCUGAAGACAGAAGCAUUAAAUGUUUGCAAUUACAAAAUAAUUCAAAAUUACCUUGAUCAAAAAGGCGAAACCUUCAGUUUUUAUACCAGUAAGUGUCUAUCUUCUAUGUACAGACUUCACAUGUAUGAUGUAAAUGAGAGACAUGACAUGUUUUAAUUUUUUGCACACUGCACUGCUACUGAGCAUUAACCACAGAUGGGUCACUUGGUUUCAGCACUAAAGAUUUUAUACCGUUUAAAACAUUCCAGUUUGACCAGAAAAUGUUUACAUAUGUUAGCAAGGAAAAUUAUUUUGUUAUGUUCUGCUAAACAUGAAGUUGUGUUUUUUUAUGAUUUUAAGUUAAAUGAUGAAGCGAAAUGCAGAACCCUGUUAUUGCUUUUGGGACCUGUGAGAGGAAGCCACUCAUCAAACCCAAGCUAUGUUACAGCAUGUAAGAACAUUUAGUUGCUUUCAUGAUUUUCCAUUUUAUGUUAGAUACUUUCAUUAUUGACAUUUAUUUGAAUAAAAAUUAGUAUGUACGUUUGCCAUUAA